Tilletiopsis washingtonensis is the source of this 1393-nucleotide messenger RNA. RefSeq names its product putative MRS4-protein of the mitochondrial carrier family. NCBI's taxonomy places the organism in Eukaryota, Fungi, Basidiomycota, Exobasidiomycetes, Entylomatales. Bases 223 to 1164 code for a protein of 313 amino acids. Gene Ontology annotation, biological process: iron import into the mitochondrion. Gene Ontology annotation, cellular component: mitochondrial membrane. The record is from RefSeq and is a predicted model, not a curated record. The transcript is spliced from 5 exons. Gene Ontology annotation, molecular function: ferrous iron transmembrane transporter activity.
CGUGCGCUUCCCUCUCUCCCCCACCAUCAGAUCCGCCUCAGCCGCCUCGGGGUCCGCCGCUCGCACGUCUGCUGCCGUCGCCAUCAACACUCUCCUUCGGCCCGCCGCACCCUCACGCCGCCCGCUGCGCACGUCUCGCUUCUCGGCCGCUGCUCCUCUAAUCUUCCUGCGCGCUCGCCUUUUUCUUCUCUAGCCCGCACACCCCGCCGCCCCGCGCCCGCCAUGGCCGCCGCUGAUGUCGUCGCCGCUCCGGCUGCGUCCGCCGAGGAGGAGGUCGACUACGAAGGCCUCGGCGAGGGCUACCCGCUGCACAUCAACAUGAUCGCCGGCGCACUCGCCGGCAUCAGCGAGCACGCCGUCAUGUUCCCCGUCGAUGUCAUCCGCACGCGCAUGCAGGUGCUCUCGGCCACACCAGCAGCGACAUACACGGGCGUGGCGCAGGCAUUGCGGCAGAUCUCGUCCGUCGAGGGCGCAAAGACGCUGUGGCGCGGCGUCGCGAGCGUGAUCCUCGGCGCCGGCCCGGCGCACGCCGUGUACUUCGGCACAUAUGAGGUCGUCAAGGAGAUGACGGGCGGCAACCGGCAGGGGCAUCAGUUCGCCAGCACGGCCUUUGCCGGCGCCUCGGCGACGAUCGCAGCCGAUGCGUUCAUGAACCCCUUUGACGUGAUCAAGCAGCGCAUGCAGAUGCACGGCUCGCAGCACCGCUCCGUCGUCUCGUGCGCGCGCUCCGUGUACGCGCGGGAAGGCCUGCGCGCCUUCUACGUCUCGUACCCGACGACGCUCGCCAUGACGGUGCCCUUCACCGCCGUGCAGUUCAGCGUGUACGAGUGGGCGAAGAAGGUCAUCAACCCGGAGGAGUCGUACAACCCGACGAGCCACGCCAUUGCCGGCGGCACUGCCGGCGCCGUCGCGGCGGCUGUGACGAACCCGCUGGACGUGGCCAAGACGCUGCUGCAGACGCGCGGCAACUCGACCGACGCCACGAUCCGCAACGCCAGCGGCAUGCUCGAGGCGUUCAAGAUCAUCCACUCGCGGGAAGGCGCGCGCGGCUUCCUGCGCGGCCUCAGUCCGCGCGUCCUCACCUUUGUGCCCUCUAAUGCGCUCUGCUGGCUGUCAUACGAGGGCUUCCGCUUCUUCAUCACGCAGCGGCAAAAAGGCCUCUGAGCGCGAGCAGUGCGCCUGGGCGCAUCAGCCUGAGCGGGCAGCACGCGCGCGGCGCCGACGCCGCCGGGCUUGGGGCUCCGAGCCUUCGUCGCGUGCGGCCAGUGCCGGCUACAAUGCAUCAACUAUGAUACACAUCCGGAUGGCGAGCAGUGCAUUUCGAGCAGCUGGAGGGUAGUAUACGCGCACACGCGAGUGCAUGGCGGAUGCGGGCGCACAUAGAGCACAGAAU